This is a messenger RNA of Megalopta genalis, 1701 nucleotides long. RefSeq lists its product as uncharacterized. Lineage: Eukaryota; Metazoa; Arthropoda; Insecta; Hymenoptera; Halictidae. The record is from RefSeq and is a predicted model, not a curated record.
CCUUAUUACUUGGUGCGUCUUGGAAACAUUCGUAUAAUGUUGAUUCUCAGACACGUCGCAGUUAACAUGUAAUAUUCGCUAAUAUGAUAUGCAGAAUAUCGGUUCGAAAGAUAGUUUGUGUAACCGUACAGAGGAAACGAUUGCCACUUGCGUAAACUCUCAAUGCCGAAUUAACAACGAAGAAGCAUCGGAUCUACGUCAGCAGGUGUCGAAUCUGCAAGAAACAGUCUCGUCUCUAGAGAAUACCAUACAACUGAAGGAUGUACAGCUGCAGAAUUUGCGACGCGACAACGAACGAUUGUCGGCCGAGUUGAAGAAGCAACAGAGAUGCGUCAGGAACAUCAAACGUAACAAGGCUUGCACAGCGGACUUCGACAAGCUUAUUGUAACCCUUGAAUCUACCGAAUUAAUUUUAGAGCAGUUGGCCGACGAAAGGCUGUUCUACCAAAGGGAGAAGGAUCAUUUCAACGACGAGCUGCAGCGGCAGAAAAUUAGGUCUGCCGGCGGGGCGACGAGGCUGUGCAAACAGAGAACAGAUUUCGAGGAUGCACGGAGAUCCUUGGAGAAGGAGAACGAGUCCCUUAGGGAGGAGCUGUGCGAGAAAACGAGAACGACGUACAAUUUGUGCAUAAAGUUCCUGCGAAUGAAAUACGCGAAAGACUCGUUGAGGCAGAAAUUGGAUCAAUUGUUGAAAGAGCAUCUGCAGGUGAUGUCGGAUAUGAUGGAGAAGUUGGACGAAGGGCGGGGAGAGCUGAACAUUAUCGUGUCGGACAAGUUCCAAGAGGCUUUGCCUUUGAGCAAAGCAAAAUUUCUGCAGGUGGUGCAAAGAAACGCCCGAUUGGUUCAUGAAAACGCAACGCUAAGGAUGCAGAUAGAGCAUCUCACGACGAACAUAGAGGAACUGAAGAGUGGCAUGCAGAAGCCUAAAUUAAUUAACGUCGAUGCUAAAAUUAUUGCCAAAUUGGCCAAUCGAAAUUCAGCGAAAUGUGGCAAGGAGACAGCAAAAUGGCCGCCGUCUCAGUAAAUCUAUCGCCGGCUUUCCACCUUUUAUGCCGUGAUAAGAAUUCAUUUCAUCUUUUUAAGGUCUUCGAAUCGCCAGGAUAUCAUCGAUUCUUGCGGAGACGGUAAAUUGGUAUCGAAAAUACGUUCGAUCCAUGCGGACAAACCCAAGGAUACCGGACACGUCGAAAUUCAAACCGACGAAACGAAAAACUGCCGGAGGGAACGUGUACGCAGUGUUCCAGAAAUUGUUCACACGAAAGCUGAACGAAAAUCGUCGUCGUUCUUUCAGACCGAUCGUUCGAGCCAUUUGCGUGACGCCUCCACGAACACAUAAUAGACUAUAAGCAUUGAAAUUAUUUUGUACAAAUGUAAAUGUUACAGAUAUUCUUUUGUACUUGAUAUUUUUGUCGAACUAGAAGACGCACGUGUAUCGACUAUAUAUGCGUAGAGAUUACUACGCAGGUGUGUUAUAAGAAUAGAUUUGAUAUCCUAUGUAUGCUUGUGACCGAAUUGCUUAGGUAAGCUACGUUAUCCGUGUCCAUUGAAAUUUGGAAAAUAUACAUAGGCGUACCAAGUACAAAGUGGAAGAGAUUUCAUUUUUCAGCGACUUAUUUCCGCAAUACCAGCAUUAGCGCGGAUAUUUCGUGCUAUUUCCUCGGUAAGGUGUAACGUGAAUACAAAUAUAUUUAAUUAUAUACA